AUGCCAUUUAUUCCGCUUCGUCCAUCGUCUCGCGCCCCUUUUCUCGCCUGUCUGCCUUCUCGUCGCUCGCCCUUCAACUCCGCGCGUGUUCAUCGUCUCCAUUUAACGGUUCCGAUUCAACGACAGGCGCAUCUGUCGUUUCGCUCAUCCCUUGGUUCCAUCUGUCUCGUCUUCCGUCUCCCGCGCGCGAUUUUGUGCGACGAGUCGUCAUCGUCCGCGAAUCUGCAUCGGCCCUUCCUCUUCCACACCUUUUGA
Molecule: messenger RNA, 255 nt
Organism: Closterium sp. NIES-65
Lineage: Eukaryota; Viridiplantae; Streptophyta; Zygnematophyceae; Desmidiales; Closteriaceae
Source: the annotation of a GenBank genome assembly